This is a messenger RNA of Nymphaea colorata (pocket water lily), 1460 nucleotides long. Its product is annotated as GDSL esterase/lipase At4g10955-like. The transcript is spliced from 3 exons. Lineage: Eukaryota; Viridiplantae; Streptophyta; Magnoliopsida; Nymphaeales; Nymphaeaceae. The record is from RefSeq and is a predicted model, not a curated record. Bases 272 to 1366 code for a protein of 364 amino acids.
GCAAACUCCCCUUACUAAGCAUCAUUGUUGUGCGACUUCCAUCCAUUACUUGCAGGCCGUUUGAGAGUAAAAGGAAAUCCGAGCGGCCAGAGUUCUCUACAUUCCUUUUACAUCCUACUUAGUAAAAGGAGAUCUUCUGAGGAGGCAUUGGCUUGAGAAAUUUUUAGCUGAAGGAGUCCAAAUUAUUCUCAUGCUAACAGUGCCUCAUUUGGUCGAAGUUGCAAGGGACUGCGCAAUCCCAUAAUACCAAACAAAAAAGUUCAAUUCUGAAAUGGGAAACAACUCCUCAUCAUCAUUUUCGGGCAAAAAGUACAGUGGAAUUGCAGAAAGGGCGGAUUUCACAUCGCAUGGACCUAAGCAUUUACCUACCAACUGGUGGCAACAUGAAGAGCAUCAAUAUGCGGUCGCCGCCUGCUUCAUUAAUGGUGUUUACGUCCUGGAACAUGAUCGCCGAGAGGGCGGAAUCGGCGAGCGUGCCUUGGCACCACCAUGGUGGGAGUCUUUCGGCUAUGUGUUGUUGAAAGAGCUCAUCAGCCCUGAUGACGAUGGCAUCUUUGGAGCCAUCUACCAGCGUACCAUCCACCUGGACGCGCCGGAAACUCCGUUCUUGGUGUUGGCAUUCCGAGGCAUGGUCACGGACUGCGACCGAAGAACAGUGUUGAACAUGCCGUUCGGCGGCCUCGCCUGGUCCAACAACUUCAAAGUUGCCUUGGAAGCCGUGCACCGCCUCUCUCUUUUAUGCGGCCAAGAAAACAAGAUUUGGCUGUGCGGCCAUUCCCUUGGUGCUGCCAUCGGAUUGCUUGUCGGAAAGAUCAAGGCAAAAGGUGGAAUUUACUUGGAUACUUUUCUCUUCAAUCCGCCCAUCGUUCUGGACCACUUGGGGAAGGGUGUUCUUGACUUGUUCAAAAACACUACGUUCAUCAAUCCCUUGGGCUUCAUUGCCUGGAACAUGUUUGUGAAUGCUCAGAAAGAAGCAGUCUCGUCAGAUGCAGGUCAGAAGGCCUUCCAAAAUCUCGUCAAGUGGCAACCACGGUUCCUGUUGAAUCCGGGAGACUUCAUUUGCAGCGGCUACAUCAAGUACUACCAUCAGCGAGAUAUGGCGAAGAUACCACUGUUCUCUUGGCCUAACUGGAUGCCCCAGCUGAACCCCACGGCCGGUCCUCAAUUCGAAGAGCUCCACCUGCCUUACGUGACUCCAUCCGCCUGUCUCAUCCUCAAUAUGGCAGAAAAGGGGGCGGGUGAGUGCCAUGGAAUCAAACAGUGGUGGGAUGAUGACUUAAUUCUGGAAUACAAACACCAUGGUCACCGUACAGAGAUAGUGUCCACCACCAUCAUAUGCGCUUUACCGUUAGCACCUAAUGAAUAAAUAAGUAUAGCCAAGUGAAUUCAACACUUGGCUAUUUAAGGGAGGGUUGGCUGAAUUCUUGUAGCUUCGUUGAAAUAUGUUUAUAUGGAUCAAG